Messenger RNA from Oncorhynchus gorbuscha (pink salmon), 900 nucleotides. RefSeq names its product ice nucleation protein InaA-like. The record is from RefSeq and is a predicted model, not a curated record. The annotation marks the transcript as partial. Lineage: Eukaryota; Metazoa; Chordata; Actinopteri; Salmoniformes; Salmonidae. The transcript has a single exon.
AGCCUGUCAGACAGGGAGGAGUCUAGCCGGUCAGACAGGGAGGAGUCUAGCCAGUCAGACAAGGAGGAGUCUAGCUUGUCAGACGGGGAGGAGUCUAGCCAGUCAGACAAGGAGGAUUCUAGCUUGUCAGACGGGGAUAAGUCUAGCCAGUCAGACGGGGAGGAGUCUAGCCUGACAGACGGGGAGGAGUCUAGCCAGUCAGACAAGGAGGAGUCUAGCUUGUCAGACGGGGAGAAGUCUAGCCUGUCAGACGGGGAGGAGUCUAGCCAGUCAGACGGGGAGGAGUCUAGCCUGUCAGACGGGGUGGAGUCUAGCCUGACAGACGGGGAGGAGUCUAGCCAGUCAGACAAGGAGGAGUCUAGCUUGUCAGACGGGGAGGGGUCUAGCCUGUCAGACGGGGAGGAGUCUAGCCUGUCAGACGGGGAGGAGUCUAGCCAGUCAGACAAGGAGGAGUCUAGCUUGUCAGACGGGGAGGGGUCUAGCCUGUCAGAUAGGGAGGAGUCUAGCCUGUCAGAUGGGGAGGAGUCUAGCCUGUCAGUCGGGGAGACAGAUGGGGAGGAGUCUAGCCAGUCAGACGGGGAGGGGUCUAGCCUGUCAGACGGGGAGGAGUCUAGCCUGUCAGACGGGAAGGAGUCUAGCCUGUCAGACAAGGAGGAGUCUAGCUUGUCAGACAAGGAGGAGUCUAGCUUGUCAGACGGGGAGGAGUCUAGCCAGUCAGACAAGGAGGAGUCUAGCUUGUCAGACGGGGAGGAGUCUAGCCUGUCAGACGGGGAGGAGUCUAGCCUGUCAGACGGGGAGGAGUCUAGCCAGUCAGACAAGGAGGAGUUUAGCCAGUCAGACAAGGAGGAGUCUAGCCAGUCAGACGGGGAGGAGUCUAGGCCUCAUCAGACUCACUGCUAG